Messenger RNA from Quercus lobata, 3103 nucleotides. RefSeq names its product BEL1-like homeodomain 8 (gene BLH8). Gene Ontology annotation, biological process: regulation of DNA-templated transcription. Gene Ontology annotation, molecular function: DNA binding. Lineage: Eukaryota; Viridiplantae; Streptophyta; Magnoliopsida; Fagales; Fagaceae. The coding region runs from base 330 to 2738 and encodes 802 amino acids. The transcript has 5 exons. The record is from RefSeq and is a predicted model, not a curated record.
UAAAAACUGACACAUUGUCGCCGUUAAAAGUAACGGACCUAAUGUACACGUUAAAGCUAACGGCGACAGUUUGCUAAAAACUUGUUCGCAAUUAUUGUCAUAUUGUGUGCUUUCAAGGCUCUCUUCUCUCAAGCUCCAUCAUAGUCCCUAGCGUAACACAAACCUCGUCCUCAAGAAUCUCGAACAACCAGGAAAAAGAAGAAGAUGUGUCAGAUUCGAGUUUCAAAAGGGUCUUUCUCAGAAUUGAGAUCUGAGGUACCAUAAUUCGGUGGAAGAGUUGCAGAAAAGUGCUUAGAGAAUGGUGCUUUCAACUCUAGCUUGGUGAGUCAAUGGAGAUGAGUGGCUUUAGGCCUGAACUGCAUGUAGCACAGCAAAGCCGGCGUGAUAAGUUGAGAGUUCCGCAACAAAGUUCAACCCCAUCUCACCAUUUAGAAGAUUUUCCUGACAAUUUGGAACAAAUACCAGUCGUCCACUCGAGGCUAAACCCAGAUCUUGUUCAAGUUCGGAAUGUUGACAAUGCCAAUUUGCUUUAUGACCCAGCUGUAUACUCCUCAGAUAUGAUCCAUUUUUCUUCGAAGUCAAAUGUUCGCCAAGAGAUAGAUGCAACUGACCCAUUUGCCAAUUCAUCUCACGCUCACCCAAUCUCCUCCAAUUUCAAUUCUUUACCUAAAGCCCCCGGUGAACCACGUAAUUGGAAAAGCCAUGGUGGUUCACAGCAAGGCUGUGAUUGGGCGGUGAAUUAUGCUAGCGGUUCGGUGGGUAGUGAAAGCAAUGUUGUUCCAAGCCCGGUGUUUUUCGGGGAAGUAAAUAACAUUUCUGGAUAUCCACACUAUUCGAAACCUAGUCAUUUCAAUGAGUUUCAAGAUGUCAGGUCGUCUUUCAAAAAUCCGUCCAGUACCCAAGAUAGACAAAAGCAUUUCACAUCUUCUUCUCCACUUUACCAAAAUAGUCUCCAAGAUGUUGUCACUUCAGCUUCUAACAGAACCCAGGGGUUAGAAAUGGUGUCACUUGUGCAGCACAAUUUGAGAGGAACUGGCCGUGCAUGGCCAGAGGGUGGGAACGAACUUGCUCUACUUCCAGCCUAUGGAAAUCAGUCAGACGUGUUGUGUUUUGAAAACGCUGGUGCUUGGCCAAAUAGACCAGUUGAGAAUUGGAGUGGUGGUGAAUUGGGUUUUGCUGCAAGAAAGAGUAGUGAUGAAGAAUUGAGAAAUGUUGUGAAUACUGAUUCCAAUCCUCAGGGUUUAUCACUCUCACUUUCAUCAAACCCAACUUCAAAACUGCCUCAGUUUGGAGAGGGAUCAUGUGGGUCAGGACCAAAGCCAUCUAUAAUUAGUAAAGGUAGUGGGAAAUCUCUUCAAGACAUAGUGGGGGUUUCUACUACUAACACUUAUAGAAACACUGGUCCUCUUGGCCCUUUCACUGGAUAUGCAACCAUUUUAAAGAGUUCAAAGUUCUUGAGGCCUGCACAGCUGUUAUUGGAUGAAUUUUGUGGUAUAAAGAGUGGUUUAAAACUCUUGAAACCAUGUGAGGUGUCUGAGAGGAUGUCUAGCGAGGUUAGCACUUCAGGUGAUGCUAUGAAUGCUACUGAAACUGAGGUUGGUGCAAUGGGUAAUAAUUCAGGUGGAUCUUCCUCCACAUUUUAUAGUUCAAAUGAAAUUAGUGGUGAUGGUGGAGUUGGGAGUAGCUCUUGUGAAUCUUUUCGGCCUGACUACCAACAAAAGAAGGCAAAGCUUCUAUAUAUGCAGGAGGAGGUAUGCAGAAGGUACAAGCAAUAUCAUCAGCAAAUGCAGAUGGUAGUUUCAUCCUUUGAAACAGUAGCAGGUCUAAGUUCUGCCACUCCUUACAUAUCCUUGGCUCUGAAGUCAGUCUCUAGGCACUUUCGGUCUCUAAAGAAUGCUAUCUCAGACCAGCUUAAGCAUAUAAGAAGAACUCUGGGGGAGGAUUUGUCAUCACCGACAACUGGUACGAGCAGUAGUAAAGUUGAUACAAGUACGUCGAGGCUGAAGUACUUGGACCAGAGCUUGCAAAGGCACAAAUAUGGUGGGGGCAAUGUGGGGUUCCUUGAAACCCAACAUGUCUGGAGGCCCCAGAGAGGCCUACCAGAACGUUCGGUCGCUAUUCUUAGAGCCUGGCUAUUUGAACAUUUUCUUCACCCGUACCCCACGGACACAGACAAGCACAUGUUAGCCACUCAAACAGGUCUUUCUCGAAACCAGGUGUCGAACUGGUUCAUAAAUGCCCGUGUGCGUGUUUGGAAACCAAUGGUUGAAGAAAUACACAUGCUCGAAACUAAAGGUGUGGCAGAAGCCAACCAAAAUUCCAACAAGAAUGGUGGAAACUCAGCUGCUGAAGGUAGCCGUGACCAAUUCCCUAACAAUCUAAGCAUUAAUGCAAUGCACAAUAAGCAGAUGGAAUGCUUAGGUAUGGAGUCCUCACCGAGCACUGGACAUGGACUUGAUGCAGAGCAGUGGAAUCAAGAGAAGCGUUCGAGAAUGGAUUGUCAGAUUCCAACAAACAUGGAUGGGUCAUCAUUGAUGGGUUUUGUCCCAUACCAGCGAGGUGGCCUCGAGAUUGGGGGACUUGGAGUUGGAGCUGUUUCCCUUACAUUGGGUCUCAGGCAUGGUGCAGAAAAUGCACAGCAUCAGCACCAGCACCAGCACCAGCAACAGUUGCAGCAACAGGAGGAUCAGCUUAGGCAGCAAUUUGGAGGGCAGAUGAUUCAUGAUUUUGUGGGCUGAUUUAUAUAAUGCUUGUUGCCAGCAGCAUUGGAAGUGAAUAAAGGGAGAAGACACGGCUCCUUACUGCCACCAUGUUUCAUUAUGCAUUGGCCUCUCUGAAGUUGUGUAUAUUGACAAAUAGAUGAUUUCUUAAAGGAGUCAUCCAUUGUUAGUAGAUCCUGCAUAGGGGAUGCGUGAUGGUGAGAGACCAUUCAUCCUUGUAAUGUGGCUUGAAUCGCCUGAUAUCAUAUUUGUAAUCUUUUAAGAUGAUGCUAUAUAUUUUCCACCGUCCACUACUGACUUCUUAGGUGAGGCAACUUCCCUCACCCUAGGUGCAAUUAUGUAAUAUACUUGUAUGAAAAAAAAAAAAAACCUAAAUGAGAGAG